Molecule: messenger RNA, 766 nt
Organism: Schistosoma intercalatum
Lineage: Eukaryota; Metazoa; Platyhelminthes; Trematoda; Strigeidida; Schistosomatidae
Source: the annotation of a GenBank genome assembly
CCCAUCCUGUAGAAAACUAACUCGCUAAAAAACGCUAACCAGAAAAAAAUUAUUCAAACCAUUUAAACUCUGCCCUGGGAGUCAGGUCUUUAUUUAGGAGAGUUACGACGCCUCAUGAUGAAAGCCGAGUUCCUUCGGAAGUUAUGAGGCCGAUGCCCCUUCUGACAACCAGAGCAAUCAUUUAUUUAGGUACACGGAGUGUUCGUACAAUGUGGGACACCGGGAGAGCCUUCCAAAUUGCUGCAGAAAUGAGAAGAUACAACCUAGAGGUACUUGGGAUCAGUGAAACACAUUGGACACAAGUUGGACAACAACGACUAACUACAGGAGAGCUCCUGUUAUACUCCGGCCAUGAAGAAGAAAAUGCACCACAUACACAAGGAGUUGCAUUGAUGCUGUCCAAACAAGCACAAAAUGUACUUAUAGGAUGGGAAUCUCAUGGACCAAGGAUCAUCAAAGCCUCCUUCAAAACAAAGAAAGAGGGUAUUUCAAUGAGCAUCAUCCAAUGCUAUGCGCCUACCAACGACUACAAUGAAGACACUAAAGAUCAAUUCUACAAUAGGCUGCAGUCAAUCGUCGAGAAGUGUCCAACAAAGGACCUGUCAAUUCUGAUGGGAGAUUUCAACGCCAAGGUUGGAACGGAUCAAAGAGGCAAUCACUUCAACAUGUCAUGAGGUUCUGGGCCACAAGAAACACCAUCACAAGGAAUGGAUCACUGUUGAUACACUGGACAAGAUUCAAGAAAGGAGAAAAAAGAAGGCAGCAA